Messenger RNA from Symbiodinium necroappetens, 771 nucleotides. The record is from the annotation of a GenBank genome assembly. Lineage: Eukaryota; Dinophyceae; Suessiales; Symbiodiniaceae.
AUGCUGAGGGAGACCCAGAUGGCCGGCGCGAGGAUCAACAACCUCACACUGUCGUCGGCAACCUUUGGCGGUGGCAUCUUCUUGGACAUCCCGCUCCACAAAGCGGCGCAGGGGGGGCAGCAGGAGCUGACACGACGCUCGCUUCGAUGCGUCUAUGCGGCGGCCAUCCACCUCUUGUACCCGGCCUGCGCGGCCCGAUGCGAGUUCGGCGGUGGAACGCUACACCCAGGCACCAGCGGCAUCCCCGGCGGGGCCAUAGCCUACGAAGAGGGAGAACAGCUGGGAGGUGGUCGCCCUUCCGGACGCACAGGCGGAAGAGGACGACGUGCUCGGGUGGUGAUGAACUUUUGGACUAAGGUGCUACGCCUAGCGGGACUCGACGAGGAUAAUCUGGAGCGCCACGAGUGGGUGGCGAAGUGUGGCUGGCCCUACGGGGUGCGCCAGUUGUUGGGCUUGUCGGGGCGGGGGCCCGGAGAGGUGUUGUUAGGCACGGGCCGAUAUGAGGAGAAGACGGUGGACGGCGUCAAGAGGGUGUUCCCGGUGGACGCCAAUGUGGCCGAUGCGGUCUCCCGUGACGACUUUGCUCGUGCCCGACGCGAGGGCUGGACUGGGGUCCAGACCCCGGCAUCCGAGACCAUGUGCAUCCCUGCCAAGUCUGUCGGCGACUUCUUCUACCUUGUGGACGAAGCGGCGCUCGACCUGGUGUCCUGUUCUCCCGCCUGGCUUGCUGAGCCGGUGCGUUGUGUGGCAAGGUGCGCCGGGUGGUGCUGA